Molecule: messenger RNA, 7578 nt
Organism: Lytechinus pictus (painted urchin)
Lineage: Eukaryota; Metazoa; Echinodermata; Echinoidea; Temnopleuroida; Toxopneustidae
Product: unconventional myosin-IXAa-like
Exons: 32
Coding region: 276-6749 (2157 amino acids)
Biological process (GO): intracellular signal transduction
Cellular component (GO): actin filament; myosin complex
Molecular function (GO): GTPase activator activity; actin filament binding; microfilament motor activity
Source: RefSeq, a predicted model, not a curated record
AUAGUUCUGAAGUCACUUUUAUAAGGACGAUCUACUGCAGAGCUGCUUACCUGUGAAUUUGUGAAAGAAAAUUUAAGUGUGUGUGUGGGCAGUGACCGAGGAGCAUAACGUACUUUUUGUUUGGAUCCUUUAAUCUUGGAAACUAAAUCUUACAAACAAGAAAGGGAACUUCUUAUGGAAAAAUAUCUGGUUAUAAAAGUGAUAUACUGAAGUCUAUAUGAGUAUGAUGUUGAUUUUUUCACAACAGUAUCCUCAUUUUGGUAUUUGCAUUUCAUAUGAUGUUUGAUCGCACUCAACGUUGUGCUAAAGUUAUGCAGGUGCAGACCCCUGGCUCAACCAUGGCGGAUGGUGUUGGGGUGGACGACACCGUCUAUGCUGUGAGGGUUCACCCUGGUACCGUUGACCCCGAUCGGCAUUACGUUGUCAUCCAAGCCACCAAGCAGACCAGUACCAAAGACCUUCUGGAGGCCCUCUGCUGCAAGCUUGCCCUUUCCGACCCCGAGGAAUACUGUCUGUCAGAGGUUUGCCAAGACUCAGGACAGAGCUGCAAGGAGCGUCGGCUAGACCUGGUGGAGUGUCCCGUCAAAGUGCAAUUACUCUGGCCAAAGAUAGUGGACAGCAGAGGUGGUGACUCCACCGAUUCGGGCACCUUUCAGACGAACUACCGCUUCUUUUUACGUGGCAUAAACGAGACGCCAGGAGCACUCCCAGACAUGUCUGACAUGAAGAGCAUAGACUCCUUUGUGAGCGGGUAUUUCCCGCAACCCUCAGCAUCCGGUGACUGCCAUGACCUAUGCAAACUGCCUGAUCUCAACGAAAAGACACUCCUGGACAACUUAUCGGCCAGAUUUCGCAAGGGCAAGAUUUACACAUAUGUUGGAUCAAUACUUAUAGCAGUGAACCCUUUCAAGUUCUUCCCUAUCUACAACCCAAAGUAUGUCAAUUUGUAUCAGAACCACAGGUUUGGGGAGCUUCCCCCGCACAUCUUUGCAAUUGCGGAUGCUGCGUUUCAUACGAUGCUCCAGGAGAAACAGAAUCAGUGUAUUGUGAUAUCAGGAGAGAGUGGAUCAGGGAAGACAGAAAGUACUACAUUGUUGAUACACCAUCUAACAGCACUGAGUCAGAAAGGAUUUGCCAGUGGUGUAGAACAGACUCUUUUAGGAGCAGGCCCAGUGCUUGAGGCAUUUGGGAAUGCAAAAACAGUAGUAAACAACAACAGUAGUCGCUUUGGGAAAUUCAUCCAAAUCAACUACAGGGAAAAUGGCACAGUUCAUGGUGCCAUCGUUGAACAGUACUUGUUGGAGAAAUCGCGCAUCGUGUCGCAGGCGGCCCAUGAGCGUAACUACCAUGUCUUCUAUUACCUACUCAAAGGUGCUAGUGAUGCGGAGAAGCAGGCCCUCUGGUUGGAUAAACCGCAGGAAUACUUCUAUCUUAACCAGAGCAACUGUUACACUCAAGAAGGAGUGGAUGAAUCUUACGAGUUUGGCCGUCUCAAACAGUCGAUGGAGAUGGUCGGGUUCUCCAAAGAGACCAUGAAGAGAAUAUUCUCCGUUCUGUCUGCUGUUCUGCACAUCGGCAACAUCAACUUCCGCAAGGCCGGUGAGCAGGACUAUGUAACGGUGAAGAACAUCGCCAUGGUCAAGGUGGUUUCGGACCUACUCAAAGUCAAGACAGAGACCCUGAUGCUCGCCCUCACCAAGAGGAAAUCGGUGGCCAGGGGUGAACAAUUCUUUGUGCAAUAUAGGAUGGCUGAGGCCAUAGCAACACGAAACGCCCUGGCAAAGGGUUUGUACUGUGCAUUGUUUGAGUGGAUUGUACUUCAGGUCAACUACGCCCUCUUAUCUCGCUACGAGGUCAAAGGUGAACACCAGGGUAACUCCAUUGGUGUUCUAGAUAUCUUUGGCUUUGAGGACUUCCAGAGGAACAGUUUCGAGCAGUUCUGCAUCAACUUUGCCAACGAGCAUCUCCAGUAUUACUUCAAUCAGCAUGUCUUCAAGUUAGAACAGGAGGAGUAUAAGCGAGAAGGCAUUGCAUGGAAGGACAUUGAGUUUAUAGACAACACAGGAUGUCUCUUGCUCAUUGAGAAGAGACCUACAGGCAUCAUGCACAUAUUAGAUGACGAUUGCAAUUUCCCAGCCAAAGACACCGAUGGUAGCAACCUACUGAAUAAGUUUGUGAAAGAGCAUUCCGGCAAUGAAUACUUCCAACAAGUACCAAUCCAGGAGCAUGCUUUCAUCAUUCAACACUAUGCUGGCAAGGUCAAAUACAACAUCAAGGAUUUCAGAGAAAAGAACACUGACCUGAUGAGGAUAGACAUUGUGUCUGUGUUGAAGAACAGUAGACUGGCAUUCGUUGGAGAACUUGUGGGCAAGAACCCAGUAGCUGUGUUCAGAUGGGCCAUCUUAAGAGCAUUUUUCAGAUCAGUGAGUGCGUUCAAGCUCGCAGGAUCAAGUCUCAGUAAAGAUGCAAGUUUAAAAGGGAAGAAGCGGCCACCAAACCUCAGUCUUAGCGUUGACGGAAGGGACGAAAACGUUCUCAGCCUGACAUCGCGUGGAGUAUCCCCCCUACUAACCAGCCCAAUGUUGCUAAGUCCUACAUCUCGCCUGAGCCUGGGUUCGAAGCCAAGACUGCUCUACCAGGAGACAUAUCUAAGGGCCUCCAAAGUGGUCAAAAGAAAUCGAUCAUUCCGUGGAGCUCAAGUACAGCCCUCAAAGAGUCUAAGAGAUCUGAAGUCAGUUAAGAAGAUCGCUGGGCGAUACUCUCCAAAUCGUAGGAAAUCCAAGAAACAUCCACCGACAGUAUGUGCACAGUUCCAGUCUUCGUUGAGUAAGUUGAUGGAUACGUUGAACCAAGCCAAUCCCUUCUUUGUUCGGUGCAUCAAGUCCAACUCCCAGAAAGAGCCAUGUCGUCUGGACGAAGAGCUCAUCAUGAGGCAGCUACGCUACACCGGUAUGCUGGAGACGGUCAGGAUCAGGCAGUCCGGCUACAACGUCAGACUCAAAUUUGAGGAAUUCUGUCAUAAGUACAAAGUGUUGCUACCGAAGCAGAUGAAGGCUUCAGCCAGAGAGAUAAAGACAUUCCUUGUAUCGAUGGACCUGGAUGACACCAACUAUCAGAUUGGCAAAUCAAAGGUUUUCUUGAGAGAGAGUGAGAGAGUGAAGCUCCAGGAAGCGCUCCAUGCCCAUGUGCUCCAGCGGAUAUGCAAGAUCCAGUGGUGGUACCGAGGGAUCCUGGCCAGGAGACGUUACCUAGAGACGAGGGAAUCCAUUAUCAAACUGCAGGCACACUGGCGUGGUUAUCUUGAUAGAAGGAUAUACGACGAGCAGAGGAAGGCUGCAAUCGUCAUCCAAGCUUUCUGGAGGAUGGCAUUAGAACUGAGGAAUUACCAGAAACUAAAGAGGGGCAUCCUUCUGCUCCAGUCAAGGACAAGAGGCAUGAGGGCAAGAAAGAGAUGCAUAUUGCUGAGGAAAGAGCAAAGCGUGAAGCCUGCAGCCGUGAAGGCACGGCUCAGAAGGGACAAUGAGGAGUCAACAUCGCAGGGGAAGAAUCGUAUCAGGAGGACGGACGAUGUCCACUCCGCCAUUAGCGACGAGGGAAUCUUGACGACGGAUGACAUCGAGGAUGACCUCUAUGAGAGGAACAGGACAACGACGAUGGAAUCGGAAGAGAGCAGUGGAGUCCACGAGGGUUCGUUAGGAUCCGACGAGCUCCUCCUCGAUGAGCCUACCACCUCGUCCGGUCCCUCUCACCCCACUACCCUUGGCCUGCCCACCUCUCCUACAAUCCCCGUACCCCCUAGUCCCAGUGCACUUCUGUCUCCUUCGUUCAACGACGGUGUCAACGUGGAAGUGGGCCCACCUAUAAGCCCAAUACCGGAUGUUUCCCCUCUCCGGAGAUCCCUGGCAAGGCAAGGUAAGGUCAGGGACAUGGCCCGUGAAUACAUGGCAAGGGCAAGCUCGCAGGAUCGCUUCGGCUCACGGUCCUCGUCCCAAGAUCGUAAGAGCGAGAGGGACUCCUCCACUGAGCGCCCCAGCCAACAAACAUUAUCCUCGGACUCUUCCGUAGAGAGCAAUUCGAGUCAAAAUAGAACUCCUAAAACCGUUGAAACCAAAAAGCUUGAUUCCAUAACACCUGCCCUCAAGAAGCCCAUGCUAGGUGGUAGCGUUGUCUCAAGGACUUCCUCGAUGCAGUUGACAGAUCAGCUGGCUGAUCUGCAGACCGUCAUCGACUCGCUGGAAGAAACACCCUUUGGGAGAGACGAGGAGGAGGAGGAGCAUGUAGCGGAGGAAGAGAAUAAGGAGAAAACAGUGAAAGCAGCUGAGGUGAAUGGAGAAGAGGUGAUUGUCAUAGCAACAGAUGACAUCAUCUUAGAAGAAGAUGAUGCGGAGGAGUUGGAGAUUGAGGACAGGGAUAAGGUUCUACCCAUCAGACCAUCGCCACCACUUAGUCCAAAGGGAAAGGUUGAUAUUGUUGUUGGGAGGCCUUCAUCCAUCAUCUCUGAUUCGUCCACCACUGAAGAUGAGGUCCCACCUAGCUCACCCAGAUCCCCUCUCCUGUCAGACAUGGACAGCAAUCCUCGAACUCCAGAAUCGCCCAACGCACCCACCAAGAAUCUCUUCAAACGCUACAAGCACAACUUCAAGCGACGGUUUAGGCGGUCGCCGUCAGACCAGGCGCUGCUCAUCGAGGAGCAGGGUAGCAUCAAGAGUACUUCCAGCUCCAAGUCUGCUGCCCUCAACGACAAGACAAACGAGAAGCCGACGCCCGGAGGCGGGCGGACGUCCCCGCAGCAACGGAAACCUCCGACGGGGAGGAAAAACUCUGGAACAGUGAAUUCACCCGUUCCGAAAAGAACUCGUACGAAUCAGGGGAAUAUCAACUUUCAUGGUAUGUCCCAGUGGAGGUAUCCUACGGAUAAACUCAUCAGUGAUGCCCAGGCAUUGGAACAAAUGAAUAACUUCAUCCAAACAAAGGUCGACGAGAUGGGCCAAACAUACAGUCAGGUGGAUGUAGUCUUCAAGAAAGCGCUCAAGAAAUUCAAGGAAAACCUUAUCAGUACAUACUCAGUCACAUUACAUGAUGGUAAUGUCCAUCUGCAGUACCGCCACCUGAUGUCCAACUUUGAGCAGGUUCUUAGUAUAGUAGCCAAGCAGUACGAAGAUGCCAACAACACCACAUUCCCCCUCACCCUUGGUAUCAAUGCGUUCCGGGGUUUCCUUGAUGAAUUCAUGCAUCAGUAUAAACCAUCGGAUAACCGCAAAAAGGUGAAAGAACCAAAGAGAAAGAAGGAGAAGAAAGAAGAGGUCUUUGAACACGCUGGCCACAAGUUUCUUAGCGUUCAGUUGGGAAUUCCCACUGCAUGUGAAACGUGUACUAACUUCCUGUGGCUCAUGGAAAAGGGCUAUGUGUGUCAAGUCUGCAAGUACACCUGUCACAAGAAGUGUUGUUCAAAGUCCAUUCAGGUCUGCCGUGGCAAGCCUCACGGGGUGAAAGGGAUCGUGAUCGGCGGCAGGUUAGAAGACUUAGUCAACGAGGAGAUGCGUAUCCCUGUCGUCCUUGAGCGCCUCAUCACUACGGUGGAGGUCAAUGGCCUCUAUACAGAGGGUAUUUACCGUAAACCUGGUCCUGCUGCAAAGGUCAAGGAACUAAAACACCUCAUCAACAGUGAAGAAGAGGUUGAUAACAUAGACUUCAACAACUACAGUGUAUUAGUGAUUGCACAGGUCUUGAAGUCUUUCUUCAGGGAAAUGCCAGAGCCUCUAUUGACAUAUCAGCUCUAUGAGGAGUUCCUGCGAGCCACAGAGAUUGUUGAUAAACAUGAGAAGCUACAGUCAUUACAGAGUAGUAUAGAGAAACUGCCGCUAGAGAACCAUGACGCUCUGGAGAGACUAAUAUUUCAUCUUGCCAGGAUCGCGGAGAACGAGAACUCCAAUAAGAUGUCAGCCAGUAAUCUUGCCAUUGUCUUUGCUCCGUGCAUCUUGAAGAGUAAUAAAGCCAGCAACGCCUGGGAAUCGUUGCAAGAUGUAGAGAAACAAGCACAAUGUCUUGAGAUAAUAAUCCAUGAGAAAAUGUUGAAGAUGAAAAGGGCUCUGCAUGAUAUAUCAACUCUAGAACGAGCAUUCAACUCUGCUUCAAUGCAUCUAACAGAUCUACGCAACUCACUACAUAUCAAAGUUGUUGUGGACCCGUCAGCGGACUCGGGUCACCCGCCCUCGACGGGCUCGGUAGGGGCUGAGAGUAUCAACUCGUCGGAAGGAGGCCAUGAACUGGAGAACGUGCUCACGGAACAGAUGAUGACAUUACAGAGGGAAAAGCGUGAUCUGACGGCUGACCUUUCAACUCUGAACGUUGGUCCUAUAGCCAGUGAGGAUGAUAACUUCAGUGCGGACGAUCUGGACGCAUCCAGCGUUGAUGACUUGGACUCCGGCAUCCAUCAUGAUCGGGUGUCCUUCGACACGGUUGCCUCCCCUUCCAAGCUGAGUCAUCUGAACAAGAACCGUGCACCGAAGCAGAAGAAGCGUCCCCCGGCCCGCUACUCCAUGCUCCUGGGACAGGACGAGGUGGAAGCAGCACCCGCUCCCUCCUCCUCCUCUGCGGCAUCGGAAAGCAAGGAGAAGCAACCAGAGGCACCGCCUCCCCAGGAGAAGAUAAAAAAGAAACGAGGAUCCAAGGAAAAGAAACAGAAGAAAAAGGGGAAAUACAACAAGAAAACUGACGCCAAACUGGACGAUUCGGUGGUUGAAGUUUGAGGGAUGGUUUGUGAGGUCUUGAUGAUUCAAGAUACUAUGUAAAGAAGCUUCCCCUAGACCUUGCGGAUUGAUUGAUUGAGUGUGUGAACAAAUAUGUGCGAGGACAGAUCUGAGAUAUUAUAUGCCCAUCGUAUUUGACAGUCCUUUCUAAUUUCCUGAUGAUUUGUGUAUAUCUCAUCUUACUGCAACUCAUUUAUCCUCAAGCCAAAUACAUGUCUUUGUUUGUCUCCAGAUUUGAUCCCACAUCUCCAGAAGAAAGAUUUUUGACUUUUGAAGCGAACCUUUCCCUUCUUCUUCUUCGAGAAGUGACAUGUGAAAUAUACAGUAUUCCAACUCAGAUGAAAAUCAUGUAUACCCAUGCUGUAUCAGUAUUAUUGGAGACACCAACAGAUAUUCUUAUUUUUAAAGAAAGCAUAAUUUUAUGAAUGAUACUUACUACAUGUAUGUUGCUAAUUAAUGCUUACGGUACUUGGUUUACUUAGUUGUUUAAGCUUGAAUCAUACAACUGUAACCCUUUGGCCCAUAUUCUGAAGUCGGGUUUAAAGUUGUGGUUUAAGUAUGGAUAGCCAAUUGUUACAUAAAUCACUAACAGUAGAGAUAUCAUAUUUCAGCUCAUUUGGCUCUCAAAUCAUUCAUAAUUGUCUAGGAAGUAUAAAUAGAUGAUUGUCUUCACCAUCGAUGAAUCAGGAAAGAGCACAGUAAACAUAAGAAACAUACAACUUAAUACAAAUUUUGAUACUUUUGGCUUCCCAUAAUUUUAGCACAGAGUUAGACCAUGGUUAAACCUGACUUCAGAAUACAGGCCUUUGAACUUGAAUUUCAUUUUUUU